Messenger RNA from Plasmodium coatneyi, 2445 nucleotides. RefSeq lists its product as uncharacterized. Lineage: Eukaryota; Apicomplexa; Aconoidasida; Haemosporida; Plasmodiidae. Gene Ontology annotation, biological process: regulation of autophagy. The coding region runs from base 1 to 2445 and encodes 814 amino acids. The transcript has 5 exons. Gene Ontology annotation, cellular component: lysosomal membrane; late endosome membrane; Mon1-Ccz1 complex. The record is from RefSeq and is a predicted model, not a curated record.
AUGGACCACCAGAGGGAGAGGCCCCCGGGCGGGGAAGCCGCUUCUUCCCCGGACAGGGAGAAGUGUAAAGAGAAACACACUAAUGAUGAGGUCUCUGCACAGGACUCGAAUGAACCCAGUAAGAGAAUUACCAGGAAGAGCAAACGGAACACAACCAUUUCGGCGUACUCUCCGGCUCACAUAUCAGAGCCUGUGUACCAGUGGGAGGUCUCCAGCAACGACCGUGUCUUCUACGACAAGAUGAACGACCUGAUCAUCCACCAGAACGUGGCUGCGAAGGCGCUGCUCGUGACGGAUAUAAAAAAAGUGAAGGAAAACUACCAAGCCGUGUAUGUGAAGUUCGACUCAGAUUUGUGCGAACACAUAACCUUCGCUCCAAACAACACCUUCUUCCUGUACCACUCGAUCAACCCUAAUAGGAUCCAGAUCUCUGAUGUUCUAAACAGCCACAAUAUAUACCUGAGUGUGUGCAUAAGUAAUCUGAGCGAGUGUAAAAUCUUGGCUACCUUUUGGCUCCCCGGGUGUGGGCAAUCAGCCGCAAAAAACGAUACGGGCGUGUCCUCUUCCACGUCGGUUACAUCUGUCACGUCAGGUGCAUCUGUCACAUCAGGUGCAUCCGCCCCUUCUGCCGACUUCGCCGUGGUGACCAACCAGGGAGUGGAGAUUUUCCACCUGUCCUUCGACAAUUUAACGAUAACGCCACUGAAGAAGCACGUGAUGAAAAGCGACCAAUGCUGGUAUGACGAAAGCAGCUCCUACAUCGCCCUCCUCUCCAGCACACACAAAACGCACGUCAUCUUCCCCUACCUACUAAACAACAGCAAUGCAAUCAAAUUGCAAAAAAUAGAAUUGAAUAUACCUAAAACAGAACCAAUAAACAGGAGCGAUAUAGAAAUAAUUACCCUAUACGAUGAGACCUACUGCAUUCAUAAGGAUUACAAAAAUGGAAGGAUCUCCUUUCGGUGUUUAUCCUCCUCCUUAUCCUUCGACUACGUCCUCGACCUCUUCUGCAACGGAGUGUUUGACACCUUUUCGGUCGAUAACAUUUUUGGCGUGUUCAAUUAUUCUAAUGAGAAGGUAUAUCUGUACGAUGUAAAAUACCAGAAGAAAAAAAAGACCAGCUUCCUUAGUUCCUUGUCUGAGCAUCUGACGAGCAACCACACCAUUAACAUUGCCUACUUGACCUCUCCGAAGCAGUUUAGGACGCAGCUUGUGUUAAGCCAUAUUUCUUUUCACCCCUUUAAUGUGUUGUUGGAUAACCAGUACGGAAAUGUUUACAAGAUCCGCGUGGACUACGACGUCUUCAUGCUGCAGAUUUGCCAGCACUUCGCCAACCUGAACACCUCCGUGGACGUGCUCCUGCGCAGACCCAACUGCAAAAAAAGAAUCACGGAAAUGUUCUUCCUCUCCCUGGAGAACGACAUCCAGAUAGAGGACUUCCGCACGAUCGUAAAUAUAAUAAACCUAAACUACCGCAAGCUGAUCGAGCAGUCUGCAAAGAAAAGAAGUCCCUCCUCCGUGAGGGGAGCUAGCCAUAAGAUUAUUCAACCCGUAGAUGACAUACUUAAAAACUUGGGAAGCAAAACUCUGAUCACCGAGAGGGACAUCGUCACCGAUGUCUUCCACGCCUUCAUGAUUAAAAAGUAUGGUCUCGACAAAAAGGAGACUCUUUUCAACUUUUCAUUGAACUUCCGUCAAAUGGAGAAGGCUAAACGGGAGAGCAAAAGGGCCACCGGGGGAAGGGACGACCAAGCUGAUAGGUACAUGCUAAAGUAUAGAAUAAGGAGGAGGACUCCCCCGGGGGAAGAUGCAAACGUGCCGAACCAAACGGACCAGAUAACCACCACAACAGAGGAAAGCGCCACCCCCUCGGAGGAGUACAGACUCAAGCUCAGCUACGCAGAGCUGCACAGCUUUCCAACGUUCCUCCUCUACGUCCUGGAAUAUAUGAAGUCCCUCCUCAUGCUGAAUAUAAUUCCGAACAGAAUUCUGCAAACCUUCCUUUUCGACAUAUGUAUCUUCUACGAACAGGACAACUGCCUGCGUCAGUUGUUGCAGUUUUAUGUAAUAGCCGACUCGGUCGAAGUAACGAAGCGGUUAUUUCACUACUGGAAGUUGACACAACAUUCGUGGGCCUACCAACUCUGUCUAGACAUGUCCCUACGGUUAGGUGAAUACGAAAUGGUCCUUCACCUCUUCCUAUCGGCAAACAGAUAUAUAAAAAUUGUCGACUUCAUAAGGAGCCACAACCUGAUCGAUUAUCCCAUCGCAGUCAUUUUUCAGGCCAUCGAAAAUGACUUCGACUCGUCAGACAAAUACAUCAUAUUCAACCACGUCCUUUCUUCGCUCACCCGCUGGAUUGACGAUGCAGACCGCGACCCCGAGAACCACCCCCUUCCCAACUUGCAGAACUGCGAAAAGUGGGUGACGUUAGUUGAAGAGUAG